Molecule: messenger RNA, 2126 nt
Organism: Cheilinus undulatus (humphead wrasse)
Lineage: Eukaryota; Metazoa; Chordata; Actinopteri; Labriformes; Labridae
Gene: tyw2
Product: tRNA methyltransferase 12 homolog
Exons: 7
Coding region: 104-1318 (404 amino acids)
Biological process (GO): tRNA methylation
Cellular component (GO): cytoplasm
Molecular function (GO): tRNA methyltransferase activity
Source: RefSeq, a predicted model, not a curated record
ACACACUCUGUUUAUCAGGGAGCAGCUACAGUUUUCAGGGUUGUUUAGCAUUCUUUGAAUCUGUAAAUAAAAAAAAUCAUCGUAAUUAUUUGUUACCUUGUUCAUGGACGGUGUCCCCUGCCUUCGUGUGUCGCAGUGUCACGCACAGAAAUUCAGAAAAUGUCUACAGUCCAUAGGAGCUCUGGACAUGAAUUCGUGCUUAUUGAAAAACUCAGAUGAGACAGUCCUUCUGCCUAUCAUACCAUCCUGUUUGACACAGCUUGAUCUGCAAUCGCUGAGAAGUAUGGUGGCCUCAGACAGCUUCUGUGAAAUAUUUUGGAGUCAGUCUCCUCUGUUGUCGAAGAAAAGGAGAGAAAGAUCAGGUCGUAACAAACUAGAGAAAAUCCUGCAGGAGUUAUUGGAACGCAAUGGAAAAAGAUGGUUGGAGGAACUGAAGGCAGAUCUUCCUCAUAGCUUUCAGCGGCAUGGAGACCUUAUCCUGCUGGGGGAAAACUGUUUCAGCCUGCCAAUAUGGAAGAAAAUAGAUCAGCUAUGGAGUUCAGUGGCCAAAGGACUGGGGGCUCAGCGCCUGGCAAAGAUUAGUCGAAUAACCAGUGAUGGAUUUAGGUCUCCCAUGGUAACAAUGCUGUUAGGAGAAAACAGCUGGGUCCAACAUGUAGACAACAAGAUAAGGUAUGAGUUUGAUGUGACCAAAUGCAUGUUCUCAGCUGGAAACAUAACAGAAAAGCUCAGAGUCGCGGGAUUUGACUGCAAAGGGGAGACUGUGGUUGAUUUGUAUGCGGGUAUUGGAUACUUCACUCUCCCCUAUCUGGUGCACGCGGGGGCCCAUCAUGUCCACGCCUGUGAGUGGAACCCUGACGCAGUUGAAGCUUUGAAGAAAAACCUUGUGUUGAACGGAGUGUCUGACCGUUGCACUGUUCACCAAGGAGAUAACAGACAACUCCAAAUCUGUGACAUUGCUGACAGAGUGAACCUCGGCCUCAUACCGAGCUCUGAGGAUGGCUGGCCUGUCGCCUGCAGGCUGCUGAAGAGAGUGACUGGUGGUGUUUUGCACAUUCACCAGAACGUCACCUCGCCGUUUCCGAACACAGCAACCAUUCCAGCAAUAGAUGAUGCCACCCAGAGGAUUUCUGGGAAAAGGACCGACAGAGAGGUGUGGCAGGCCUGGGCCGAUGACACAGCAAACCGCAUUCGCUCUCUGUUAAAAGACAUCACUGGUGCGGCGUGGAUAACAAACAUCCAGCACAUAGAACACGUAAAGUCAUACGCUCCUCAUGUUCAUCACAUAGUGCUGGAUUUGGAGUGCAGACCGUCCUGAGCUGCAGACAGACAAUUAUUUAAUUUAAUCAAAAUAAACUGAAUGUUCUAGAGGUAUAACACAUUAGCUGGUUGUUGUGUUUAUUUUAUCAGUGAGGUGAUAUUGCUGAUGUUUUUAUAAAGCUUUAUUCAUCAUGGACAGGUUCACAGCUAUGACACUGCCUCAGGCUGUGUUAUCACAUUUUAGAAAGUGCCAAGCUUCACUUGCGCCACAGCCUCGUUUUCUUUCCACCCGACACCUUCUCUGAAAAUGGAGAUCUUUAAGUGUUUUCAUAUUCUUGUUUUGAUACUUAAUUUUAACCCAUUGUUUAGUCACUAGACUGUCAUAUUGUGUAGGAAAAUCUGAGCUGAAAACAGACAAUUACUUGCUCUCACUGCUCCUAAUUCAGGCAGCUGCAGGAAUGCAAACUUUUGCAUUCCUGCAGCUGCCUGGUAUUCAAGUUUGCAGUUUGAUUUUAUUUAUGGGAUUCAUGUUUGUUGUGUUGACCCUCUCCAAACAAAUCCUACCCCCUUUUCACCUUUAACAUUGUGCUCUGUGAUCUAAAUGAAACAUCUGUGCCAUGCUUUGGUCAAAUAGAAAUCCAACACACCGUUUAGGCCUGGUUAGAAAGUGACAGGACCAAUCAGUGACAAGGGGCAGUACUUUUAGGCGCGGCAGAGCCCUGACGUAAGCAAGCAGUUACAAGAGGCCAGCACAGAUAUGGCAGUAGCGUGGAUUCUGCUAAUACGUCAGUUUUAUCAGAACUUGACGACAUUUCUUCGUUAAAAUAAGAACAAAGAACAGCAGAGAGUUUUUUCUUUUCAAAAAC